Messenger RNA from Suillus clintonianus, 1268 nucleotides. Its product is annotated as malate dehydrogenase. Gene Ontology annotation, molecular function: L-malate dehydrogenase (NAD+) activity. Gene Ontology annotation, cellular component: mitochondrion; cytoplasm. Bases 100 to 1116 code for a protein of 338 amino acids. The record is from RefSeq and is a predicted model, not a curated record. Gene Ontology annotation, biological process: carboxylic acid metabolic process; tricarboxylic acid cycle. Lineage: Eukaryota; Fungi; Basidiomycota; Agaricomycetes; Boletales; Suillaceae. The transcript is spliced from 9 exons.
GCGGUAUUUCCGCAUAAAUUCGAACAGAGCUAAUUCUGUUCAUUGCUCCCCCGUCUUUCCUCAACGUCCAGCUCGACGACUACGACAGCGACGUCCAUCAUGCUUGCCCGCUCUGCAGUCCGUGCAUUUUCCGCCAACUCCCGCACUUUUUCUUCGUCCGCUACAAGGCAGACGAAAGUUGCCGUCCUUGGCGCUGGCGGAGGCAUUGGACAACCGUUGUCACUCCUCCUCAAGACUGACCCCCUUGUCACCUCUCUCAGCCUUUAUGAUAUCCGUGGCGCACCCGGCGUUGCAGCUGAUGUAAGCCAUGUUGAUGCUCAUAGUGAGGUCUAUGGUUACCCCGCUGACAAGCUCGACGAGGCCCUUGAUGGCGUCCAAGUGGUUGUUAUCCCUGCUGGUGUCCCAAGAAAGCCCGGUAUGACUCGUGACGAUCUAUUUAAUACCAACGCUUCCAUCGUCCGCGACCUCGCAGCAGCAAUUGGCCGUGUCGCACCUACUGCCCACAUUCUUGUCAUUUCAAAUCCUGUCAACUCCACCGUCCCUAUAGUUGCCUCCACCCUCCAGAAGGCUGGCGUUUACAACCCUGCACGCUUAUUCGGUGUCACGACCCUUGAUGUUGUCCGUGCUGCUCGCUUCACCGCUGGUAUUGCAGGUGUUAAGCCCGCGGACACUCCCAUAACUGUUGUCGGUGGUCACAGUGGCGCGACUAUUGUCCCUUUGCUAUCACAGAAUGCACACGGAAAAGCUAUCAUAGGCGAUGUUUACAAGGCUCUUGUCCACCGCAUUCAGUUUGGUGGUGAUGAGGUCGUGAAGGCUAAAGAUGGUGCUGGUAGCGCCACCCUUUCGAUGGCAUAUGCUGGUGCCAAGUUCACCAACUCUCUGUUACGAGGUUUGAACGGCGAGAAAGGUGUCAUCACGCCCACCUUCGUUGAGAGCCCUCUUUACAAGGACCAGGGUAUCGACUUUUUCUCGUCCAAUGUGGAACUUGGUAUCAAUGGUGUCGAGAAAAUUUACUCUCUUGGGCCUCUUUCUGCUGAAGAAGAGAAGCUGAUGGAGGCCUGCUUGCCUGAACUCAAGAAGAACAUUGAGAAAGGCAAGGCAUUUGUUGAGAGCUAGUAGAUUGCUCGCGCAAGACGAACGGCUUUUGGCAGGUUUAAACCCUCCUUGUCAGGUACCUGAAUCGACCACCAGCAUUUGAAACGUACGAUAUGAUUACGACAGCCUUGAGUACAAGUGAACCAACGUUGAUCAAGAGGUUGACCCUUGCU